AUGGCCGGGGACGCCGUCGUCUUCAUGCGCCGCGCCGACGGGGAGCUGCUCGCCGGGAUCCGCCGCGCGCCCAGGUCCGAGGAGGGGGACGAGGCCGUGCGGCUCGCGGCAGAGGGCACGCUCUUCACCGUCACCUACUACCCGCGCCAGGGCGCCGGGGAGUUCGUCGUGCCCAAGCAGGAGGUGGAGGACGCGCUGAUCGGCGCCUGGGCACCCGGCGUGCAGGUGCGCAUGAAGUUCCUCGACGCCGAGGAGCGCCGCUCCGAGUGGAACAACGGCGCCGUCAAGGCCGUCGAGUCGUCGACCCCUCCAUCUGGCGCAUGCUCGAGAAUAGGAUGAAUGUCACGGCAGCAGCUGCAAACUCCAAGAACGUUAUUGUCAUGGGGGGCACCAGUUUCAAUUGUGUCUUCUUGCAAGCUCCUUGUCAAUGAGAGGCACAAGGAGCACUAAGAAAUUAUAUGUUUUCUUAAGGGUCACAUCACACGAGGAAACUCUCACCCACAGCCAUGAAAUUUCCAAUUGAAUCAAAUGCAAAUUAUACAUAGUGCUCUUCCAAGCCACAGUUCAACCCCCACUUCUUGCCGCUCGCCUUCAGCCCCAGGAAGACGAUUAAAUAUUUUACCUCAAUCCAUAUAUCAGAUCUCGUGCUCAAGAAGACGAUGGUGAAGAGCAUGAUAAUGAUCCAAAUGUAUGUUAACAAUUGGUCCAGUUUAGAAAUCUAAACAGGAAAGCUGAGGUGCCAUUUAGUUUAUACCCAGGUCCACCUCGCCAGAGAUGGUGCGUGCAGAUAUUUUGGCGAACGAUUCCCCUGCCCCUGUUUCGCCUGUCCGUGGACGCAGAAUGAAAGCAGCGACCAGUUUUUUUUGGCAUGACUCCUGUAAUUGGGUUUCAAUCCAAACAGUACCCAGUCAAUGCCGAACUUCUUACUCAAUAUGACUCCUCAGGUUUCAUUUGUUGGGGAGGCAGACAGAAACAACGAUAACUAAUAUUUUUUCUUUUCACUCACAAUAAUAUUGUCAUCAGAUACAAUUGCUAUCAGGUUAGUGUUUUGUGAGCUUUCAUCAUGUCCCUUUAUGGAACUUUUAAAUGUUGAUUAUCAUUUAUCACUGCUGCUACUUUAUGCAGAGUAUUGAUGUUUGUACUGAAGGAAGUCCAAAAGUCUUAUCGAUGCAGGCAAGACACUUGAUAUGACAAAUUUCAAGUGGAAACGAACAAAUAUUAUGCUUGUUCAUCGCUUGAUGUCUACCCUGACUAUUCUUUCAUUUGAAUCUCGCUAAUAACAAGUUUUUA
Messenger RNA from Triticum urartu, 1290 nucleotides. Lineage: Eukaryota; Viridiplantae; Streptophyta; Magnoliopsida; Poales; Poaceae. The record is from RefSeq and is a predicted model, not a curated record.